Molecule: messenger RNA, 16377 nt
Organism: Apis cerana (Asiatic honeybee)
Lineage: Eukaryota; Metazoa; Arthropoda; Insecta; Hymenoptera; Apidae
Gene: para
Product: sodium voltage-gated channel paralytic
Biological process (GO): membrane depolarization during action potential; sodium ion transmembrane transport; neuronal action potential
Cellular component (GO): plasma membrane; voltage-gated sodium channel complex
Molecular function (GO): voltage-gated sodium channel activity; calcium ion binding
Source: RefSeq, a predicted model, not a curated record
AUAUUAAAAAUUUCGAUGACAUUUCAACAAAAGAAAAACGCCAUCGAUCGAACGAGAUGGAGAAAAGGAGUCGUUCGUUCGGUGGCAAGAUUACACACGCAUUAUUAUUUCUUUGCUAAAAAUUAUGCAUAAAUAUAGCACGAUGCUUGAUGAAACAAGUUGGACGAAGUGUAUGAAAUACAAAGUUUCUUCGCUUAUAAGGAAUUUAGAUUGGAUUUUGAGGAAAAAUGAGAAAAUUUUCGAUUAACUUGAAAAAUUAAAAAAUUAUUUAUUAAUUAAUAAGGAAAUAUUUUCAGGUUGCGAUAUGUUCUUGAUAAAUUGAUUUGUUUAAUAAUCUUCGAGUUUAAGAUUUUGGGUUUAAGAUUUUUUUUUUUUUUAAGUGAAAUCAUAUCUCGAACGAAUUAAGAUAUAGUUAGAUGAUAUAUUUCGUGUUGUAUAAAUCACUGAGUAGUUUUUAUCGCGAAAAACGAAGGAAAGAAAAUGAUGGAAAAAAUGAAAUGAAUUCUGGAUAACUGAUUGAAUAUUCCAACAUGACUUUUUGGCCCGUUUUCAAGAUCACAUCCGCGAAAUCGUUUCUCCUUAUAAAGAAAUUAUUUCCUCGUGAACAAUUUUUACAUGAGGAUAUCGUAACAUUAUUCCAAGCUAAAAAUAAUCCGAUAUCCAAUAAAAGAAAGAGAUUGACUCAUUCGAUAUUUUUAGCCAACUUUAUAUUUUAUAUUUAUAUUUGUAUUACCGAAUAAAAAAUUUAACAAAAAUUGGAUAAUUAAAAAUCGAACAUUUACAUUUAACGAGAUUUUAUUUUUUUUCUUUUUUGUAAAUAAAAUAACAUCGAAGACCUUAAAUUCAAAAUUUCAAUACAUUUAGAUAAAUAAAACAGAAUAUAACGAAUUUUAGAUUUUUAAACAGAUUAAAGAAUAACUUGGCUAAAGAGAUGUAAAAUUUCGAUAAAAUUUCAGAAUUCAACUUCAAGAUAUUUUGUUUAUAAUUUUUUUAAAAACAAUUUAAUUAACACAUCGAUAAAUGUAAAUAUAACAACGUAUACAACACAAUUAUUACCAAAAUCCAUCGAAUCGAUUCAAAAAAAGAUAAAAAGAAAAAAAAACCGAUUGUAGGAAUAUAACCACCGUCGUUUCAAUACACUCGUUAAUGAAACAAAACUCGAUGCAUUAUUAAAGGUGGGAUAAAUCCAAGGAAAUCCGUCUCGGAGACGAGAUUCGAAUAAUGAAACGCGAGAAGGGAAUCCAACUUGUUUUUCGUCAAGUACUGUACGUCUGGUUUAUAGAGCUCGCAGCCGCCUGGAAACGCUUCUAUAGAUCGUAUGCCGUAUCCGCAAUGCUUGGAGCUGAGAUUCUUUGUACAUAACCCUUUUUUUUUCUCUCUUUUUUUUUCAACUCCUCCUCCUCCUUUUUUUUUUUUUUAUAUUCAUUAAAUUGCGCGCCUCGGCAGCAGCAGCAGCAGCAUAAGCGAACGUGCAAAGCGAAUCGCACAUGAUCGCAAAUGGCGUGGCCGCUCUCCUGGGAUCGUAUUGAUUUAUCGUCGGUGCGUCGCAAUACAGUGUUCAGGCGAGGCGAUGCUCUCUCUCUCUUCCAUCGAAGAACAUCGAUCGCGUGGAAAUUUCAUCCGCGAGAAAACUUUUCUCAAUUCUUCGCUAGAGGAAGGUGGAUUAUCGCUUAAGGGAAUGGAGAUUCGAAAUUGCUUGAAAGAGACUCGUGAUUAUUAGUGGAUAGAUUUUGACGGAUUGAUCGAAAUUUUCGAUGAUUGAACAUUUUUGCGAGAUGAAUUUGACGGUUAUUCACGGUCGAAAGUUUCUUCUAACGGUUUUUCAUUUUAUUUUUUUGAAGGAAGGAUGAUCGAAGCUUGUGAAUAUUUUUUGUUUACAAAUUUUGGAAAAAUAAAAACAAUAGAAUAAAAGAAAAAUAAAAGAAAUUUGGAAUAGAUAGUAAAAUUUAUCUUUUAUUUUUUUUUUUUUUGGUUAAAAGUUGAAUAAUUGCUGCUAAUUAGAACAAAAUAGAAUAAAAGGUCUAUAAUUCUUCGAGACAAAUUAAAAUUAAUAUUUACAUUACGUUUUGUGAAUCAAUUUAUUCAAUAAAAUUUUUCGUAGUAGGUUUUUUCUUUUUUUUUUUUUCGUUUUCAAAAAGAUAAAUGUACUUUUUCAAAAAGAUUAAUGGAUAUUCCAUUCUUUUUAUAAAUUGAAAUAAAUUCGAAUGAUUAAUUUUAUUUUUUAAUAAAAUCGCCGAAUGACAAUAUAUUUUCAUAUUCGUAUAUUUCUUCGACUUUGGAUCAAUUAAAGCUUUUUAACGACAACGGCUUCGAGAUAAAUGAAUCUCAUGAUUAUUUAUCGAUUCUUUCCACUUUGUUUCUUCUUCGAAAGGAAAUAUGUUUAUCCUUUUGCAAUAAGAAAUCGAACAAAUGUUACGACAAGGAUUAAACUAAUUUCGUGAGAACACAAUGUUUCGAUAUUAAAGAAAGCAAAGUCUCUAUCUCUCUAUCUAUAAUUGAAAAUGUUUAAAAAUAAAUCUCAUGAUUAUUCAUCGAAACAAACUUUCCUUUUCGAAGAGGAUGACAUGCAUGAAUAUUUUCUUCUAUUAAUUAAUACGAAAAAUCGACAUCUUUCGUAGCCAUAACUCGAGAUAAAUAUGUCAGACUAAUUUUUAAUUGUAAAUAAAUUACGUGGAAUCAUGGGCUUUCUCCAGAUGCAACGUCUAUUCAACUUUUCAAGCGAUAAAAAAAAAAAAGAAAGGAAGAAAAGCCGAGGAACGUGUCUUGCUUGCUUGUUCUACUCUCUGCCCGUGAAAUUCAACCUGAAUAUUCAUCGGCAGAGAUACUUCUCGCUUGUAAUAAAGUAGAUCUUAAUGUAUAGUUCAUUAUUAGGAGUAGGCUCAUGUAUGUGCAUCUAUAAUACCUUCGCAGGAUGAUUAUUAUCUAUUGGAAUUUUACGAAAUGCUUUCUAGAUAAUCCAGAUAGGCUAGGUCACGAUCCAAUUAAUUUCGAAACAUUUUUCUUGUUAUAAAAAAUUAGAGACAAUAACUUGAGAAUGUAUCAAAAGAUUUUUCAUUGACUUUUAAAAAAUUGGAAAAGAUCUUGAAUUAUAGAGAGUCUUCCUGAGAUAUCGUUAAUCAUCUGUUGUCAUCUUUCUAUUUUUUACAUUCCAAUUUAAAAAGAAAAAAAAAAGAAAGAAAAAAGGAAAAAAGAAAUUCGCAUUUUCCUCGAAAUCCUUAAGAAAAUCCAAAUGACAAUAGGGUUAAGUGGCAGGGCGAAUAAAAUGGAAAAAAGAGGAAAGAGUAAAGAAAAGCAGGUGGGCAUACAUCGAAUUUCUAAUAAUCACUCGGCAGAAAAUUCCGCGGAGAGGGAGCGGAAACGAGCAGAUCACAUGGACCUUAUCCAGGUUCGAUAUGACGACGAGGACGAGGACGAGGGUCCUCAGCCGGAUCCGAUGCUCGAACAAGGAGCACCGAUCCCGGUCCGACUGCACAACGAAUUUCCACCCGAGUUGGCCUCCACACCUCUCGAGGAUAUCGAUAGCUUCUAUCAUAAUCAAAGGACCUUCGUCGUCAUCAGCAAGGGGAAGGACAUAUUCAGGUUCUCAGCGACAGAUGCGAUGUGGAUCCUCGACCCGUUCAAUCCGAUACGACGAGUGGCCAUUUAUAUAUUGGUUCACCCACUGUUCUCCCUCUUCAUUAUCACUACAAUAUUGGUUAACUGCAUACUCAUGAUCAUGCCCACUACGCCCACCAUCGAGUCUACGGAAGUGAUAUUUACGGGCAUCUACACAUUUGAGUCCGCCGUUAAGGUGAUGGCGAGGGGUUUCAUUCUGCAGCCUUUUACCUAUCUUAGAGAUGCAUGGAAUUGGCUCGACUUCGUAGUUAUAGCUUUAGCUUAUGUGACGAUGGGCAUAGAUCUAGGCAACCUUGCCGCUCUCAGGACAUUUCGAGUCCUCCGAGCCUUGAAGACUGUCGCUAUUGUACCAGGUCUGAAAACCAUUGUCGGCGCUGUGAUAGAAUCCGUGAAGAACCUGCGCGAUGUGAUAAUCUUGACGAUGUUCUCUCUUUCCGUCUUUGCGCUGAUGGGCCUCCAGAUUUACAUGGGGGUGCUCACGCAAAAGUGUAUAAAGAACUUUCCCGAGGACGGCUCCUGGGGCAAUCUGACCGAUGAAAACUGGGAGCGAUUCGUUAGUAAUGAAACUAAUUGGUACGUGGACGAGGCGAAAAACAUGCCUUUGUGUGGAAAUUCAUCUGGAGCAGGGCAGUGCCUUCCUGGUUACACGUGUUUACAAGGAUACGGUGAAAAUCCGAAUUACGGUUACACGAGUUUCGACACCUUCGGCUGGGCUUUGUUAUCCGCCUUUCGUCUGAUGACGCAAGAUUAUUGGGAAAAUCUGUACCAGUUGGUGCUUAGAUCGGCCGGUCCAUGGCAUAUGUUGUUCUUCAUCGUGAUCAUUUUUCUUGGCUCCUUUUAUCUCGUCAACUUGAUUCUUGCCAUUGUCGCGAUGUCUUACGAUGAAUUGCAGAAGAAAGCUGAGGAAGAGGAGGCAGCCGAGGAGGAAGCUAUAAGAGAAGCCGAGGAAGCGGCCCUGGCGAAGGAGAACAAAUUAGCGGCACAAGCGGCAGCCCGAGAGGCGGCAGCACAUGCGGCGGUGACCGCCGCUGACCAGAUAGUCAAAUCUCCAUCAGACUUCUCGUGUCACAGCUACGAAUUGUUCGUUGGUCAAGAGAAAGGGAACGACGAUAACAACAAGGAGAGGAUGAGCAUACGUUCGAUCGAAUCGGUCAGCGAGCACAGAGUGAAACAGAUCAACAAUCACACGACCACCACUAAAGUGCGAAAAGUCAGCGCCGUCUCUCGCGUCGCUAAUGGCCAGUUUACUUAUGCCUACCAGGAAAGUCUGCGGAAGGCGAGCCUUAGUCUGCCUGGCUCACCGUUCAAUCUUCGCCGGAGCAGCCGCGGUAGCCAUCAGUUCACGAUCAGAAACGGCAGGGGACGUUUCGUCGGGCCGCCCGGCGGUGACCGGAAGCCGUUGGUACUGUCCACGUUCCUCGACGCCCAGGAACACCUGCCGUACGCGGAUGACUCGAACGCGGUCACGCCCAUGUCCGAGGAGAACGGCACGAUCGUUGUGCCCGUCUACUACGCGAAUCUUGGCUCCAGGCAUUCUUCGUACACGUCGCACGCUUCACGGUUGUCGUACACGUCCCACGGUGAUCUGAUCGGCGGCAUAGCGAACGCGGGGAAACCGAUGACCAAGGAGAGCCAGCUGAGGAUCAGAUCUGUCAGGCCGCCGUCUGUCAAUGGGCAUAUCACGGAUAAUAAUCAGAAGUACCAUUACGAGGGUGAUCUAGAAGAUCCCAUGGGCAAGGCGAAGCAACAAGACAAUCCGUUCAUAGAGCCUUCUCAACAACAUGCCGUGGUUGAUAUGAAAGACGUGAUGGUGUUGAACGAUAUCAUAGAACAGGCAGCGGGACGGCAGAGCAGAACUCCGGAGCAAGGAGUUUCUUCGACCUAUUACUUUCCGACAGACGACGAUGAAGAAGGGCCGACAUUUAAGGACAAAUUAUUGACCGCGGUGCUACGUUGCAUCGAUAUCUUCUGCGUGUGGGACUGUUGCUGGUUGUGGCUUGAGUUUCAAAAAUACGUGGCUCUUUUGGUGUUCGAUCCAUUCGUAGAGUUGUUCAUCACCCUUUGUAUCGUCGUCAACACACUAUUCAUGGCACUUGAUCAUCAUGAUAUGGACAAGGAUAUGGAAAGGGUGCUCAAGACAGGAAAUUAUUUCUUCACGGCAACAUUCGGUAUCGAGGCAACGUUGAAGCUGAUAGCAAUGAGUCCGAAAUUUUACUUUCAAGAGGGAUGGAAUAUUUUCGACUUCAUUAUCGUCGCUCUUUCUCUUCUGGAGUUAGGAUUAGAGGGUGUACAAGGUCUUUCCGUGUUACGAUCGUUCAGAUUGUUAAGAGUGUUCAAAUUGGCAAAGUCGUGGCCUACGUUGAAUCUGUUAAUUUCCAUCAUGGGUAGAACGGUAGGCGCCCUGGGUAAUCUGACGUUCGUGUUGUGCAUCAUUAUCUUCAUUUUCGCCGUGAUGGGUAUGCAAUUGUUCGGCAAGAACUACACUGACAACGUGGAUCGAUUUCCGGAUGGUGAUCUACCAAGAUGGAACUUCACCGAUUUUAUGCAUUCGUUCAUGAUCGUCUUUCGUGUGCUCUGCGGAGAAUGGAUCGAGUCUAUGUGGGACUGUAUGCUUGUGGGCGACGUUUCUUGCAUACCGUUCUUUCUGGCCACUGUCGUCAUCGGUAAUCUGGUUGUGCUGAAUCUCUUCUUGGCUUUGUUGCUGAGCAACUUCGGCUCGUCGAAUCUAUCGGCGCCGACCGCAGACAACGAUACGAACAAGAUCGCGGAAGCGAUCGAUCGAAUAGCACGAUUCGUUAAGUGGAUCAAGCGAAAUGUCCUUUAUCUUGCUAAAAUGAUGCGAGCCAAACUCACCAAUCAGAUAUCCGAUCAGGCGCCAGGUGAGGGACCGUCCAACAGUUGGAAAGAAGAUGGAAUUGAUCGCGAUGGGGACCUAGAUCUUGCAGAUGGCGAACUUGAUGCGUAUAGAGACAAGAAGAGUGCCAAGGAGCUGAACCAAUUAGAAGUUGCUAUUGGGGAUGGAAUGGAAUUUACGAUUCAUGGAGACCUAAAGAAUAAAUUGAAGAAGGGUAAAUUGUGCAUGAACAACAGCAAAGUUAUAGCAAAUUCGAUAAAUCAUCGUGACUACAGGCUGGAUAAUGAUUAUAUUAAUCAAAAUGAGGAUGAUACCAUCAGUAAUAAAUCAUAUGGCAGCCAUAAAAAUAGGGCGUUCAAGGACGAAAGUCAUAAGGGGAGCAUGGAUUCAUUGGAUGGAGAAGAAAAGAAGGAUGCGAGCAAAGAAGAUUUAGAACAAGAAGAAGAUCUUGGCGAAGAAGGAGAGGAAGGAGAAGGUGUAGGCGAUGCGAUUAUCCAAGCAGAAGAAGAUCCCAUCGAAUCCGAUUAUCCAGCUGAUUGUUGUCCAGAAAAUUGUUACAAGAAGUUCCCAUUCUUGGCUGGCGACGACGACGCACCGUUUUGGCAGGGUUGGGCGAAUUUGAGACUGAAGACCUUCCAACUAAUUGAGAACAAGUAUUUUGAGACUGCCGUCAUUUUGAUGAUCCUUUUGAGUAGUAUGGCUCUCGCCUUGGAAGAUGUGCAUCUUCAACAACGACCCAUUCUGCAAGAUAUCUUGUACUACAUGGACCGAAUAUUUACUGUGAUUUUUUUCAUCGAAAUGUUAAUCAAAUGGUUGGCUCUUGGCUUCAAAAAAUACUUCACGAACGCUUGGUGCUGGCUUGAUUUUAUCAUUGUCAUGGUGUCACUCAUUAACUUCGUAGCGUCGCUCUGUGGCGCUGGCGGGAUCCAAGCCUUCAAAACAAUGAGGACCCUAAGGGCCCUAAGGCCACUCAGGGCGAUGUCUAGAAUGCAGGGAAUGCGGGUAGUCGUCAACGCUUUGGUUCAAGCCAUUCCAUCCAUUUUCAACGUGUUACUGGUGUGUCUUAUCUUCUGGUUGAUCUUCGCCAUUAUGGGUGUACAGCUUUUUGCCGGCAAAUAUUUUAAGUGUGUAGAUGCGAAUAAAACAACACUCAGCCAUGAAAUCAUUCCUGAUCGAAACGCCUGCUUGGCUGAGAAUUAUACUUGGGAAAAUUCUCCAAUGAAUUUUGAUCAUGUAGGAAAAGCUUAUUUAUGCUUGUUUCAAGUGGCUACGUUCAAAGGAUGGAUUCAGAUCAUGAACGAUGCCAUUGACUCUAGGGAGCUCAACAAACAACCAAUUCGUGAAACGAACAUCUACAUGUAUUUCUAUUUUGUAUUCUUCAUUAUAUUCGGAUCGUUUUUUACCCUUAAUCUAUUCAUUGGUGUGAUCAUCGAUAACUUUAACGAACAAAAGAAAAAGGCAGGAGGUUCCCUCGAGAUGUUCAUGACAGAAGAUCAGAAGAAAUAUUACAACGCUAUGAAAAAGAUGGGUAGCAAGAAACCACUUAAAGCCAUUCCACGUCCAAGGUGGAGACCGCAAGCAAUAGUGUUUGAAAUAGUGACAGACAAAAAGUUCGAUAUGAUAAUUAUGUUGUUCAUCGGAUUGAACAUGCUUACAAUGACGUUGGACCAUUAUCAACAAACUCAGACUUUCAGCGAUGUUCUGGACUAUCUAAACAUGAUAUUCAUUGUGAUAUUCACCAGCGAGUGUCUCAUGAAGAUCUUUGCUCUACGUUACCACUAUUUCAAGGAGCCAUGGAAUCUCUUUGAUUUUGUUGUUGUUAUAUUGUCAAUAUUAGGUCUGGUUCUCAGCGAUAUUAUUGAGAAGUAUUUCGUAUCGCCAACAUUGCUUCGUGUAGUAAGGGUGGCAAAAGUCGGUCGUGUGCUUCGACUCGUGAAAGGUGCCAAGGGUAUUCGAACUCUUCUUUUUGCCUUGGCGAUGUCGUUACCAGCUCUCUUCAAUAUUUGCCUAUUACUGUUUUUGGUGAUGUUUAUCUUUGCGAUUUUUGGAAUGUCGUUCUUCAUGCACGUGAAAGAUAAGAGCGGACUGGAUGAUGUGUACAAUUUUAAAACGUUCGGACAGUCGAUGAUAUUGCUAUUCCAGAUGUCAACGUCCGCUGGUUGGGACGGUGUUCUUGACGGUAUAAUAAACGAAGAGGACUGCCAGGAACCAAACAACGAGAUAGGAUAUCCGGGCAAUUGUGGUUCGUCUACGAUCGGCAUUGCCUACCUUCUCUCGUAUUUGGUGAUCAGCUUUUUAAUCGUGAUAAACAUGUACAUCGCCGUGAUCUUGGAGAACUAUUCUCAAGCGACCGAGGAUGUGCAGGAAGGUUUGACGGAUGACGAUUAUGAUAUGUAUUACGAGAUCUGGCAACAGUUUGAUCCAGACGGGACACAGUACAUCAGAUACGAUCAGUUAUCCGAUUUCUUGGACGUGCUCGAACCGCCAUUGCAGAUACACAAGCCGAACAAGUAUAAGAUCGUAUCGAUGGACAUUCCUAUAUGCAAAGGAGAUAUGAUGUUCUGCGUGGACAUCUUGGAUGCUCUCACCAAAGACUUCUUCGCGCGUAAGGGUAAUCCGAUUGAGGAGACAGCAGAGCUCGAGGUUCAAACGCGUCCAGGUGAGACAGGUUAUGAACCGGUCUCUUCCACUUUGUGGCGUCAGCGCGAAGAAUAUUGCGCGCGUUUGAUCCAAAAUGCUUGGAGAAAACACAAACAGCAGCGUUUAGGCGGACCCAGCGAAGAAAGCGAUGACGCUGACACGGAUCCACGGGUCAGACAAACCGCAGUUUUAGUCGAGAGUGACGGUUUUGUAACGAAAAAUGGCCACAGAGUUGUCAUCCAUAGCCGAUCGCCGAGCGUAACCUCGAGAACCGCGGACGUCUGAUCGGCGUCCAUAAUGUCUCCAGCACCGCCACCGUCGUAGCAAGCGCCACCACGAACCACAAAUUGGCGGCGUCCGUGCGACGAUCGCUCCAUCUGCAGCAUCGCCGAUUAACAGCUAUAGAAUUACCGACAGACGCGUCGAUUUCACGCAGCGUCUGCAGUGCUGAUACUGCUCGCGAGGAGCAGCGGCCUCACGGACCUCGCGCGCGCUCUCCAUCGACAGCCUUAUAGUUGUAUAAAAAAUAAAAGAAAGAAAAAAACCAAAAAAAAAAAAAAAAAAAACAAAAAAAUACAUUCCUCCAACGAGUUGCCUUUAAUCUACUAUAAACGCUACGAUCGUUGGGAAAGACACGUCGCUAGCUGAUGAACACACGAGCGAGGACUAGAAUACAUGAGACAUGUGUUUGUUUGUCCUGAACGAGUUAAAAAACGGGACGCAAGUAAUAAGAUGAUAGAGAGAAGCAUAAAGUUGUCGAUAUCAUCAAUCGUCCGUGCUCGUUAUCGAAUUGGUUCGGCUCUCGUUCCGUGGUGGAAGAGGAAUUCAUGGAAUCGUAAUUGAAAAAUAAGAUUUGGCUAUGAAACGAAGAUAUGGAUAGACAUACGAAGAGGAAUCGAAGGACAAGAACUUUAACAGGAAAGAACGCAUAUAAAGAAUAUAAUGAUAGUCGGUGUAUAGAGAAAAGUGUAUUUGACUCUGUACAACGUAACCUUCGAGUCGACUUCCCCCCCUUUAAAAAUAAAUCAGGGCUCGAAGGUUAACGUUGCUACGCGCUCAGUAUUCCUGCCUUCGAUGGACUUCGUUUACGGUACUUCUUACCGUUCUUUCUUUUUUUUUUUUAGAAAUCGUACGAUGACGAUGACGAUCCGCGCCGGCUGCGUUAGCUGCACGCAUACUCGAGACGCAAUGAAAUGAAAAAUCUUUUCACGUGACCGACAAUGAAAUGAAGAUCUACGGUGGGAUAGUUGAUAUUGCCGCGUUUGCAAAAAGAAAAAGAAAAAAAGAGAGAGAGAAAAAUGAGCGAUCGUUUCUCAUCGUUUCUCUAAAAGAAAACUUAUCGGUAGAGCCGAUUCGUAAAAUUCUAUCCGCGUAUAUUGGAUUUUUUACACGGUUUUGACAGCGAUUCGCCAACUCGCUGACAAACACAAUACAAACGAAAAGAAGUUAAAAAAUAUAUAGAAAUGUAAUAAAAAAAUCAAUGUUGAUUCGCUGCGGUCGAGGUUCGUGGGUGACAUUUGUUCAUUUAUUUGUUAUUCUGGUCAUCGUACUGUGGUGUAUAAUAAAUACGAGAAAGUUUUUUGAACUUAAAACUGAAAAAAAGGAAAAAGAGAAAAAUGAUGGAGAAAACGAAGACAUUGAUGAAGAUGCUGAUCAUAACUGACGAUAAUAGUGAGGAUGAUCAUAGAAUGAUUAAGAUAACGAUUAUAAAUCAUGAUGAUGAUGGUGAAUAAGAAUGUUAAUAAUGUGAAAUGUACGCGUAGUUUACUACAAUUUGCUCGGCUUGAACAAAUUUUGCGCAGUACGAUGCGCAAAAAUCCGAAUGCGCGGCUUUGUUUUAUCUGACCCUUUACUUCUCUAUUCCUCUUAUCUAUUUCUAUAUUUAAAUAUCAAUGAUCUAUAUAAGCAUUUGAUUUAUAUAUUAUUAUUAACAAUCGGGUAAUUUUACAGCGAUAUAUUUAUUUAAAAAAUCGAAAAAUUACUUCUAUAAAGAAUUAAGAAGAAAUGCGAUUGUGAUAACUCAUUUGAUAAAGCAGAUUUUUACCUAAAUCUUGCAUAAGUUUUUGUUUUUACCUAAAUCUUGCAUAAAUUUUCGUUGUUAUUGGUAAAAAAUAGUUUCUUUUCAAUAUUUAUAAUUAAUAAUUAGUUUUCUUGCCAAAAGGAAUAGAGAAGAAAAAGGAAUGGCAAAUACAAAUUUCGCAAUCAUCAUCAGCUAGAUAUUUACACAUUUGCAAAAACUUACACAGACACAAUCUUACACGACGUAGUGAUGCGCUUUGGAAUAAAUGAAUAUACAUAAUAGUGUAACGUUAUUCGAAUAAUUGUAAUCGACAACCGUGCGCCCGUAAACCCGUCUCGCAGUAAACGCGUAGUCUAAUCAUUAAAAUGAGUAAAACGAAAUAUAAAAUACCGCAUAUUUAAAUAAUGUGGAAAAAUGAAAGAUUAACUCGGUUGAUAAUGUAGAAUUGGACACAACUAUUUUUAACUCAUUUUUGAAUUAUAUUUCUAUCAAAAUUUAACUCAAUUGUUAAAGUAAUAAAACUUGUAAGAAUAAUUAAUAUAAUGGAAUAAAAUUGAAAUUUAAAAAAGUAUUUUAGAUACUUUAAUAUGAUAAUUUUUGCUUAAAAUAAUUUUUUUAAUAUUUCAAUGUAAAUAAAUCAUUUACAUUUCAGAUAAAAUUUAAAAUUAAAAAUUCAUUAACAUUUUUAAUUCUUAUAAAAUCUGAGUGAAAAAGUUGUGUCAUUCUACUUAGUUUAAUAAUAGAUGCCAAAAUGAUACGUUAAGUUUUCAACAAAAAUUGUUAAGAUUUCAAAUGAUUAUUUUGCUGUUCGUUGUUUAAAAUAUUUAGUACACAGUUUCUGUUGAAUUAUCAAACGUGAUUUAUCUCUAUAUGAGAACAAACAAUGCAAAAACGCCCAAAAAAUACGUUGUAUCAUUUUCAUUCGUGAUUCGAGAAGAUGCACGUUUAAUAAUAAUAACAAUUACUAUAAACUGACAAAAUAACUACACAUUUUCUUUCAUUAUGAAUCACGAUACAAAUAUUUAAAAAAAUUUCGAUAUAUAUUCUAAACGAUUAAAAAAAAAAAAAAAAGAAAAAAAAUCGAUGCUUCAUAGAAGAAAGGAAUCGUUCGAGUUUCCAGCUCGAUUUCGAACGGGUUUACGUGCUUAAUAAUUUCGUGAAGGAUCGCGUGCCUGUUUUAUAAAUAAUACAAUCUUCUAUCCUUCAGAUGGUGUGGUAGGAUUGUAUUAUCGAUCGAGUAAAAUUAUUUCGAUAUAUAUCGAAUAAAAUUUUCAAUAAUCGUAAACAUGGCACUCGAUUUUAUCACAAGUCAAUAACCUCAAUCGCAUCGUUCUCGUGCAACAUAAGAAAUCAUAGGUAUAGUGAAGUGAAUCGAGGAACGCGUUGCAAGUGAUAUGCACACGAAGAUAAACGAGAAUUCGUUGGAACGCGUCUGUCUAUAAUGGCGGCAAUGCACAGUUCAUUUUGCCGUACAAAGUACAGAUUAAUGCAUAUUAUACAUAUAGGUACUUACACGAACGAAAGUUAUCUCGGGCUAGCACGCAACGAGCGUGCAGUGGUGAGGCAACAAUACAGAGGACAAACAUGAACUAAUGUGUGUGCGUGUGUGUGUUAACGCGGAUUGCGCAAUCGUUAUUUUUCUACGUUUACAUCCGCGUUCUGAAAUGGAAUAGAAAGAAACAUGAUGGGAAAAGGAACGAGGAACGCACCUUGUUGCUCGUGUGUUUUACCGGAAACAGGUGUCGUGUUAGCGACGGCGGAAACGCUAUAAUAAACGAAGCUAGAAUCGUUCUCGCUGGUCGAAAACGGACGUGGCAAAAAACUCGCAGCUCGCUCGAAGGAUUGUAUUUGGAAUAUAUAGCAGGAAUGACGAGAACAUAACAAAAACGAUGGUUAUGAAUGAGCCGGGAACGGUGUAAAUUUAUUACACAUAGGUUGAAAAUGAGAUUAGGCAAAAUACAGAUAUGCAAUUAGGUACAGAAUAAUGCGAGAAAUAACGAGAAAAUAUGGAAACAGAUAAACAAAUGUUCAUUAUUUUAAGCUACGAAGGCUCAAGAGGGUGAGGAUCAUUGUAAAUUACUCGUACAAAUAAUUCACACACUAUCGGUGUCGAGUCCGCUUUGUCAAAGUAUUUUAGAGAAGCCUGUCCGAUAUUAAUGUCCUCGUACCUUUUCUACGUAUAUUAUAAUUGCAUUUCACGAUUCUCGUCGCGGGCCAUUCGAUGAUCUUUUCGUGAGUACGCUUCAAAGUAUACGCAUGCGCGUGACUGCGUCCUCGCGACUCGUUCGUUCGGAAGAGAUCGUCGUUCUUCGUUUCUUCCGAGAUUUGACUUUCUUAUACUCUGAAUCUCUCUUUAAAAUGAUUCUGAAUUCCAAUAAUAUAUCCGCAUUAUCAUCAAUUACAAUCAGAUUCAUCGCGCCACCUAUUAUCUCAAUAAUUUUCUGCAACGAAAAAGCAGAUAUGGAUUAUGCCUAAAAAAAAAAGUAUUGUGUGAUGCCGUUGCUGUUUGCAUAUAUUAUAUUUGACGAGAAUCUUUGAAUUUUUUUCUAGCCGCACGUUAUUUAAAUAUUGUUUUGUAGAGAUCAAAAUAAUCACGAUAAUACUCGAAAUAUACGAUCAUGCAUCUGAUAUAACAUAAUAUAAUCUAAUAUACGAAGCACGACGAACGACGAUGACGACGAAACGAAACGAAUAGAGGCACGAGAUCGAUCGACGACGAUUCAUUUAACUCGUCGAUCCUUCUUCUAUCGAAGUACGACGUAUCUGAUGGUCCGUCCGGCUCACUGUCUAAUUACUCAGAUACCCCCUCUCGCCCCUUUUUAUGUUUCGAACCUCUCCCGUGCUGUAAUAUGUGCAAAUAAUUCGAUAAUAAUCAAAUGGUUUGUACGCAAAUAAUAUACAUAUAUAUUUUCGAUACUACUUUGUCGAAUGGGUAACCGCGAACUUCUAGAAGCAAUAAAACUCUCGAGACACAUGACAAACGCUAGAAGAUUAAAAAAAAAAAUAUAUAAACAGGGCGUAACGAACGAAACGAAAUACAAUCGUGCAGAAAGUGUUCCAAAACACAUUGGCCUCUUUUUAACGAUAAUUGAUUUUGCGAAUCAUAUAAAAAUCGUUCUUCCCUGAGAGGCAUCGAAUGAAUAUCGUUUCUUCUUCUUCUUUUUCUUCUACUUCUUUUUCUACUUCUUCUUUUUCUUAUUCUUUUUCUUCUUUAUCCACAGUGUUUUUAUUGUGAACGUGAUGACUGCUCGGAUUUUUCGUGAUCGAAUGUUCGAUUGAAUCGCAACUUCCCCAAUUUUCAGUCGCAUUUACCGAUUGUUGGUAAACUUGAUAACAUUCGAUCCGCUUAAUCUACGGUCGUAUUAGAAGGGAAAGCGUAAAAAAUGUUAGAAAUUCCAAUUUCCGCGUCUCGAAGGGUUGCUUGGAAAUUCGUUUGUGCGUAACGCUCGGGACAAAAAAGCUCGGGAACGGUAAAAAAUGUUCGAUCGGCCAAAAAAAUUUGCUACGGCUGCGAAAAGAAACAAGGGGGAGGGGGGUGGAAGAGUAUACGUGGUGUGCUUCAUUAAUUUUCGUUUUACCAAACAAAAAAAAACCGUACAUUAAAUAUCAGCUUUUGCGCGACGACGGCUGUAAGAUAUUAAAGAACAAAAAUAUAUAUAUAUAUAUAUGUGUAUAUAUAUAUAUAUAUAUAUACAUAUAGGGCUUUCCUUCGUUAAGCGAGGUAAGACGAGAUUUAAACGUACUUUCUCCGUGGACGAUACUGCCGUUACGCAUUGUAUAAAGAAGAAAUGAAACUAAGUUAACUAAUCGUAAAUGCACGAAAUUUUCUUAAACGGAUAGCGAACAAAAAUAAAAAAGGGCUUUGUAGUGUCUCGAAACUCUCGAAACUUAUUAACCUAAACAUCGUCAGAUAAUAAAACGAUGAAAUACACAAAAGCUAUAUAAAGAAGGUACGAAAUAAAAAUUCUAGAGGUGGGUUAAAUAAAAGAAGAUUUAAAAAAAAUACAGAGAAUAAUCGAGUAAAGUGUCAAGCUACGGAGCCUGUCGGCCAGUAUAAUGAACAAGCAACUGCCAUGGGUCAACAAGCUAGGUAGACGAAAUGUGCUAAGAAACCAAAAAAAAAAAUCCAAUUUUAACGAGCUAGCUGUCGAAAAAAAAACAUUACGCGCGAAGGAUCGUCCAUUCAAAUGCGUGCUCCGUGCUUGUGCGCGCAUGCGCGGACAUGUGCCGCGACGGCGCGCAUGCGUAAAUGCGUGUCGUAAAUACGCGCGAGCAAGCAGAGAGAGACAUCGAGACAGAAUGCGUGCGAAAGAACGUGUAUGUGUGAAAAAUAGAAAAAAAGAAAGAAAGCGAGAGAGAGAGAGAGAGAGAGAGAGAGAAUGAGGGAAAGAAUGAACGAGAGCGCGAGAGAGGGAGAGCGAGAAAGCGAGAAGAGAGCGAAAGAGAGAGAAAAUGAGGGAGAGAAAGAGAGAACAUAGAAGAGCUCCUCCGUUGAAUGACAUUCAUUAUUAUUAAACAAAAUAAAAAUAUGGAUUAUUUGCACAAUAUUAUAAAUAAUUACUAUGUUUACUACGAUUAUUAAAUUAAAGAGCAAGUAAUAAAAGGAAUAAAAAAACUGUUGUUAAAUAAUUAAUACGAAAAAAGGAAUAUACGAAUAAAAUAAAUAACGAAACGAUUUAGCUGAAGAUGGAUAUCGGAUUUAAGCAAAAAAAAGAAAUAAAUAAAUACAAACAUAAAAAUAAAAGAAAAAAGAGAAGAAAAAUAGGGAAAAGACGAAGUUAAGAAAGUGACGAGAAUAAAUAUGACGAUCAAGACGAAGGAAGGAUGGAGGAGGAAACGAUUCGUUUGUUAUCGAUUAGUUAACGAUCAUCCUUACAUUACAUUAUUGUAAUUAUAUAAAGUAAACGAUUAUUACCGUAAUAGUUACAAUUAACAAGUUGUUACCGCUUUGUUAUACAUAAUAUAAUUAAUAUACUAAGAUUAAAAGAAAAAAAAAAGAAAAAAAGAAAAGUAAGCGAAUGCAUCGUUGAUUCGUCCUUUACUUAUGUAGGUAACUAAAUAACGAUUUGACUCUAUUAUUGUUUUUAAUGUCUUCACCGUAUUCCUUCGUUUGCUACCCGAUUUCGUUUCGUUGUCGAAAAAAUGAAGAAAAAAAAAAAGAUUCGGUUUUGUCGGCUUACCUCGCCCGGCCACAAUAUACACACGUUUUACAGAGAUAUUUUCAAUAAACGAAAAAGCUUAACACUCA